AUGGAAGCCGCCAUCAGAUGGUCGCCGCACUCCACUCAGCAGCAGCCACGCUUUUUGAUCAUCGAUGUUGCUGGCAACCGGCUUCGCUUGUGCCAGAUUGAGGGCUUUACUGGGUCGAAAGUCAACUACCGACAGCUCUUGAUUCGCGACAAACUUCCCAACUACACGGCCUUUGACUGGUCGAAGAAAGACCCUGAUGUAGUGGCCAUUGGUUCAGCAUCUGGAGAAGCUCAUAUCGUGCAGUUGGACCCUAACAAGCCAGAGGGUGACUUCCUCCAUGCCUUCCCCAUCAGACACCAGAGGAAGUGUAACUCGAUUGCCUUCAGUCACAAAAACCUCCUCGCUACUGGCUUGGACAGAGUGAGAAACGAUGUUUGUCUCAACAUCUACGACAUGAACGACGCCAGGUUCACAAGCAAGGACGAGCCAUACAAGAGGCUUGCAAGCUCCGAGGCCGUCUCCAGCAUCAAGUUCUUUACUGGUCAGCCAGACACGCUUCUUGCAGGCGUUCAAAGGCAGUACGUUCGGAUGUACGAUCUUCGAGACUCUGGCACACAAGGUAUCACCAAUAUACAGACGAAACAAGUACACAACAUCGCCAUAGAUCCACUAGACGAAAACUACUUUCUUUCGGCAGGGACCACAGGUGACCCUACUGUGACUGUGUGGGAUCAGCGAAUGGUGAAACAACGCAAUGACAACGUCGGUGCAGUGCUCGAGUUCAAGCCUAUAGUCGAUAACAGCCAGCCGGCGAGCAUCUGGAGCCUGAGAUAUUCAGGCACGAAGAGAGGCACUUUCGGCGUCCUCGCAAACACAGGCGAGUUCAAAAUCUUGGAACUCGCCCAGCACUCGCAUCGACUGGAGACGCUCAAGUCGUCGACUGACACGUCUAUGGCUCGGGCUUGGUCGUCACAACACUAUGCGAAGGUCUCGCACUAUUUGCGCUACCCUUGGCAUAGCAGGGACCACCCGCAGAAACAAAAGGAUCGGGUCAUGGCUUACGAUUUCAUGACCGUCGGCAACCCACUGGAAGGGCAGUGUGCGUUGGCAUUGCACGCAAACCGGGAGGUGGAAGUGUUGAAGGUGCCACCACCAGCCCCGCGCAUCAACGUAAGCGCUCUUGAGGAAAUCUACAAGGAUCGCACCACGAUCGCUAGACCGAGGAAAAGUCAUGGCACAGUAGCGGAGGAUCUUAUGGAAAUUCAGAACGAGGCAUUGAGCAGGAAGGGUGAUCUCGGUCCUGCUGAUUUAUCUGAAAGCUUGGAAAAACUCAACAUCACAAGAACCCGCGAAGACAUUUUGAGAUUGGCGUAUCCUGACGUCAAAUUACCUCUUGCCGACUAUCUUACGUCCUUAUCAACAUCCAAGCGACGCUGUCAAGAAGGCUACUCUCUUGGGUGUGCGCAGAACAAGGCCAUUGUGACGAAUGAUCCAUGGCUGAUGGACAUAUGGACUUUUGUUGAGCGCAUGGAUACACACGCCUGGGGCGAUGGCAUGGUAGGCAAUGGUCUCGAGUUGAACUACCUCGGCAUCGAGUCCAUCUGGGCCAACGAUCUGGAGAUGUACGACGACCGCCGCAUCGACCCUGACGCAAAGAAGAGUCAAGACAUGUUCCGAGACGCAGUUAAGGAGAUCGUCGAAGCCAAGGAAUUUCCACCGUUCGAAGGGAUCGAAACUUCUUUGCCCGAAAACAGGCAACUGUGUCUGAGUCUAUGUGGGUGGCCACUCGACAAGAAGGGCGUACAGGACAACUGUGAAAACUUGAUCCACGAAGGUGAGGUCUUGAAAGCUGUUGUUCUCGCGGUGUUCCAAGGCCACAAGGACAUCGCACUGUCCUUACUCCGCGCUGCACUACAGCAAGGGAAACUGCCGCAAGACCACAUCGGACUCGCCGCUGUCAUUGCCUGCGCCUCUCCUUCUUCAGGAGUCCCUUCUGAACAGCGCGAAGCCUGUGCCUGGAUGGCUGAUAUGACAACUGACCCCUACCUCAAAUCGCUUCUGACAUACUUCAUUACUGCUGACUGGACCGCCGUAGUAGAUAUGGCAUCUCUUAGUCUUCCUGACCGCGUUGCCGUGGCCUUGAAAUACCUCCCUGACACAACUCUCUCUCAGUUUCUCUCCACGACGACUACAGACUGCAUUCACAGCGGCUCGAUCUCCGGGCUCCUACUCACGGGUCUAACAGCUCGUGCCCUCGACCUUCUACAGGUGCACGUUGCCGCACACCCAUCUGAGCUGCAGACUGCCGUUCUUCUCCUCUCGCGCGCCUGCCCCCUCUACAUCCAAGACCCGCGCUGGUACCUCUGGAAAGACAUCUACCUGGAGCAAAUGCAAGUCUGGCGCACCUUUUUGCAGCGCACACGCUACACAAAAGAACACAACACUCGCAGCGUAACGCGCGACGGUAGCGCAAGGAACAAACCGACCCAGCCCAGCAUCGCAAUCCGAUGCGCACAAUGCCAGCAAAACCUCGCGCUGCGCAAGGAACCGCGCGGCGCACAUUCAAGACUCGUCCCCGUCACAGGCGCACCGUACCACGCGCAGCACCCCUCGAACCCCAAAUCCGCGCUCCUCCACGCCAAACCCGGAGGCGCAGGCAAACACUCGACCACCUCACCCGCCCUCGCGUGUCCCAACUGCGGCGCACAGAUGCCGCGCUGCGGACUCUGCAUGAUGUGGCUCGGCAGCCCGGAUCCCACCAAGCCCGGCGGCGCAGAGACGCUCAAGGGCGAGGAUCUCGAGAGCAGACUGAUGGUGUUUUGCAUGAACUGCACACACGGUUUCCACGGCCAUCACGCGCGCGAUUGGUUCGCCAGACACGCUAUGUGUCCCGUACCAGACUGCAGGUGCAUGUGUGGGCUGUUGAAGUGA
This is a messenger RNA of Ascochyta rabiei, 2871 nucleotides long. RefSeq lists its product as uncharacterized. The record is from RefSeq and is a predicted model, not a curated record. Gene Ontology annotation, biological process: positive regulation of TORC1 signaling. The transcript has 2 exons. Bases 1 to 2871 code for a protein of 956 amino acids. Gene Ontology annotation, molecular function: protein binding. Gene Ontology annotation, cellular component: cytoplasm. NCBI's taxonomy places the organism in Eukaryota, Fungi, Ascomycota, Dothideomycetes, Pleosporales, Didymellaceae.